Molecule: messenger RNA, 3630 nt
Organism: Closterium sp. Yama58-4
Lineage: Eukaryota; Viridiplantae; Streptophyta; Zygnematophyceae; Desmidiales; Closteriaceae
Source: the annotation of a GenBank genome assembly
AUGAGUCAUCAUGGCGCUGAAUUGGAUGCGCCAUUCCCAUGCCGCCCGUCCUGUUUCCCCUUUCCGUUCCGCCCCAAUCCGUUUCCGCUCUUACCUCGUCCGCCCUUCCCGUUGCGCCAGGUCCGCGGGGAGAUGGAGCGGCUUGUCCGCAAUGGCGUUGGCGUUCUCGAGCUGGUCACAUCAGUGCUGGGGGAUCACGGGCAGAGACCGCUGCAGGAUUAUGUGGUGGUGACAGCUGUCACGGACAUGGCAAGCCACCCUCCUCGCUUUCUCUCCACACCGGAGGUGCUGCGCUUCUGUCACACCUGGCGCCUGCCCUUCAACUCCUACUGGCUCUUCCACUCCACCCAAUCAUGCUCACAGCUGUUUGCAGCAUACGCAGCGCUGAGUGAGGAGGGUACGGCGCGUUCUGUGGAGGACACACUCACUCGCAUCGCGGACGUCACCAUUGCAGGCACAGCAUCACAUGGGAACCUUCAAGGAAACAUCAUGGAGGGGCUGGUGGCGAGGCUGGUGAGCCCGACGAGCCUGCAUCAAGUCAGGGAGCUCAAGGCGGGGCUGCUGGCGGGCUCGGCGCCCAGCUAUCCCGUGGGAGCAGGCACGAGAUUAAGGGAGCUCUUUACUCAACACGACUCCAUGUGCGAGCGCAUUGCCCAUCUGGUGGAGGAGGCAGGAAACGCCAUGUGCAGCAGCGGGCAGUGGGGAGAGGGCGUGGCAGGGGGGUAUGGGAGUGGAGGAGAGGAGGAGGAAGGAGGCACAGUGGUGGACGGGGAGGAGGGUGAGAGUGCAGGGAAGGCCAAGCAGAGGCGGAGGGAGGAGGAGGAGGAGGAGGAGCGGCAUGUGACUGACUGGCUCAACUCGCUGCUCAGCUGCAGUGCAGCAGAUGCAGAGACGAGCAAGCUGCAGGCCAUGCUGCGAGUGGUGAAAGCUGAGAAGCUCAAAGUGCGGUUCAAGUCACACCCCUGGCCCCUCCCCUCCUCGCCCUCUCUCCUCGCCCCUGCCCCCUCCCCCUCCACCUCCUCCACCUCCACCACCACCACCACCUCAUCCUCCUCUUCUGCUUCCUCCUCGUCUUCCUCCUCAGCGCCCCUCUCUCACCAUCUCAUCACCGUGCAUGCAUUCCAAGACGCGGCCUUCCGCAGAUACCAGCAACUGAUGCGCAAGGACCCUAGUCUGUGGCCGCUGUACCGAGGAUUCUUUCUGGAAGCUGCCAUUGUGGAGGUGGACAAGUGCACGGGGAAGCAGCUACCAGCAGCAACGGGUGAUGCUGUUGCUGAUGCUGCUGCUGCUGGUGAUGACGGUGUUUCUAGUGCUACUGUGGAAGGAGGGGAGAAUGAGCAGGUGCCGCAUGUGAUGCUGAAGAUGAAAUUUCUACCGUACAAGCUGCGGACUUUCUUAAUACGCAACGGGCUUGGCACGUUGCUGAAGAAGGGGCGUCAUGAGUACAUGGCGUAUGCUAGCAGGCUUCUCAAGGUGUGGGGCACGUCACCAGCUGCCACUCACGAGAUGACCGCACUCUGCCGAGCAUGGGCUGACUAUGUGCUGGGCCCGCCCGCCUCCCCCCGCCCUGCCAAGUCCAUCUCUUCCAACUCCUACCUCAACUAUGCCGAGCCCUUCCUUGCUGCCUAUGCCAAGAGGGGAGCAGCACAGGCCAAGGCAGUGGGGGCUGCAAGGGAGGGGGAAGCAGGGGAGGGGAGUGAGGCGAGGAGAGGGGAGGGGAGUGAGGCGAGGAGAGGGGAGGGGAGUGAGGCGAGGAGAGGGGAGGGGAGUGAGGCGAGGAGAGGGGAGGGGAGUGAGGCGAGGAGAGGGGAGGGGAGUGAGGCGAGGAGAGGGGAGGGGAGUGAGGCGAGGAGAGGGGAGGGGAGUGAGGGGACGCAGGGGGAGGAGAGUGAGGGGGAGGGGAGGCGGGAGCAGAGCAAGGGGUUAUUGGUGUUUUUCCCAGGGAUUCCUGGGUGUGCCAAAUCCGCUCUCUCAGAAGCCCUCAUGGAGAUGGGUAGAGGAGGCAGUGGGGGCAGUGGGGGCGGUGAUUCAGCUGAGCACGCACGGAGUGAGAGCCGUCUGCGCAGGAGGGAGGGCGAGUCGUCUGCGCAGGGAGCGAGAGACGGUGGCCAUCCAGCCUCUUCGUUGCCUGGAUCAGACCAGGGAUCUUCUGUUGCAGGAGCAGAGGCAGGGGCAGCAGAGGCAGGGGCGGCAGAGGCAGGGACGGUAGAGGAGGAGGAUGGGUGGCAGGAGGUGACGAGAGGGAAGGGCAAGGGGAAGAAGGCUGGGAGAGGAGGCGGGGAGAAAGGAAGGGGGGCAGGAGGGGGAGGUGGAGGAAAAAGGGGAGGAGGGAGAGGGGAGAGAGUGACAGGGGUUGGGGGAGGAAGCAAGGAGGGAGGGAAGGGAAGAGGGGAGGUGGAGGAGGGUGGAGGGCCGUUGGGCGAUGGGAGGGAAUGCUUGCACAUUAUGGGCGACAAGACAAUCGGAAAGUACUGGAAGGUGCUGGGGACGCGGAUGAGGAAGGAGAGGCAGGCGAGGGUGAACGUGCUGGCGGAUAAGAACGCCCCCAACGAGGACGUGUGGAACCAGAUAGAAGCUAUCUGCCACGACACAGGGCUGAUAGGCGUGCCUGUUGUGCCUGCCUCGCUAGGCACACUGCACAACCCCUUUGACUGGCGAGUGCUGGCCGUGUUUCUGUUCCGCGUCAUUCAGCGCACCAACCACCCCGGCGAUCUGGAUGCCAGCUCACCAGCGCCAGGCCAAGUGGUACUCUCCUUCCAUUCGCUUUACAGCAGACAUAACCGAGAGGAUUUUGAGGCGGGGUUGAAGCAGCGAUUCGGUGUGCUUGUGACCAUGCCUGUAGUCAAGCCUGACUCCCCACCACUACCAGAAGAAAUAGCUGGCGUCAUCAAGUCGGGGCACAAGCUGCGGGAGAAGAUAUGGAAAAGACACAAAGGCAAGGAGCCUCUGAAAACGCCCAUGGCAGAGGAGGUGUUGGAGUGGGAGGGGGAGUUGAGAGCGGUGCUGCACAAGCAUGCCCCCUACCUCACAUCCAUCCAACUGCCCUUGGAAGAAGUGGUCGCUACAGUCCAAAACCAGCUUCACCAGAUCGCUACAGGACAAAUCCGCCCAGUGGUCGCCGCGAAGACGAGCUUCCGCAGCAUCCAACUGGCAGCGGUGGUGAUUGAUCCAGUUGCUGAUGUGGCGCAGGGGGGUGCUGACGUGGCAACAAGCGGGCGGCAGCUGCUGCGGACGUUGGAAGAGCUGGCAAGAUCUGAUUCGCGCAUGGCAGAGUUCUGGAAAACGGCGGAAGGCCCUCUGAGAAAGAAAUUGGAAGUGGGUAGCGGCGGUGGUGGUGCUGCUGCUGCUGCUGGUGCUGCUGGUGGUGGUGGUGGUGGUGGCAGCAGCAGGGGGUUGGGGUGGCUGCACGUGACACUGGCACACAAGAAGGAGCAGGGAGUGCCGGCAGUGGUGGGGUAUGCCCCCAUGGAGGGGCGUGCAGUGACUGUGCUGGCAACGGCGCUGCUGUUUGAUCAACACGUGGCUGCACUCGCCGUGGAGCUGAGGGGAGGGGAGGAGGGGGAUGCGGUUCGAUCGCUGAAUGAGUUUGCGCACAUCACUGUAAGCAGUAUGGGCAUGUGGGAUAUGUGA